AUUGUUUCCCAAAGGCAGUGGUUAGAUUGGUCCAACAUUUGAUGAUGCUGCCACCAUGCCCAACCCCUCUCAAGUGAUAGUGACUCCAAGCCAAUAAACACCUUGUCAGACCAAGCACACGAACCAGAGCAGCAGCCCAGCAAAAGCAGAGGAAGCGGACGACUCCGCGCUGUGGGUGGCAAUGGCUGCUGGCACCUGGGUAAAGCUGGAGCAGAAGGGGACCGGGCCAGGAGCAAGGAGCUCCCACGCCAUCACCCUCGUCGGCGACACGGCCUACGCGUUCGGCGGCGAGCUCACCCCGCGCGUGCCGGUGGACAACACCAUGUACGCCUUCGACCUCCAGACCCAGACCUGGUCGCCGGUCGCCGCCACGGGCGACGUGCCGCCGCCGCGCGUCGGCGUGACCAUGGCGGCCGUCGGCGGCACGGUGUACAUGUUCGGCGGGCGCGACCAGGAGCACAAGGAGCUCAACGAGCUCUACUCCUUCGACACGGCGGCGGGCGCGUGGGCCCUCCUCUCCUCCGGCGCCGACGGCCCGCCGCACCGGAGCUACCACUCCAUGGCGGCCGACGACGCCGCCGGCCGGGUGUACGUCUUCGGCGGGUGCGGCGCCGCCGGCCGCCUGAACGACCUGUGGGGGUACGACGUGGCCGCCGGGCGGUGGGAGCGGCUGCCGCCGCCGGGGGAGGCGGCGUGCCGCCCGCGCGGCGGGGCCGGGCUGGCCGUCUCCGGCGGGAAGCUGUGGGUGGUGUACGGCUUCGGCGGGGAGGAGCUCGACGACGUGCACUGCUACGACCCGGCGACCGGGCGGUGGUCGGCGGUGGAGACCGCCGGCGACAAGCCGAGCCCCCGCAGCGUGUUCUGCGCCGCCGGGAUCGGGGCGAGCGUCGUCGUGUUCGGCGGCGAGGUGGACCCCAGCGACCUGGGCCACCUCGGCGCCGGCAAGUUCUCGGCCGAGGCGUUCGCGCUGGACACGGGGACCGGCGCGUGGACGCGCCUGGACGACGGCGCCGCCGGGGCCGGGGCCGAGCACCACCCGGGGCCUCGCGGGUGGUGCGCGUUCGCGGCGGGGGAGAAGGACGGCCGGCGAGGGCUGCUGGUCUACGGCGGCAACUCGCCGACCAACGACCGGCUCGAUGACAUCUACUUCUUCGCGCCCGCUCUAGAGGCCGCGAGCUAGGCACUGGCAUGUAUGUGUUCAUGCAGUGGCCGGCGGCGAGCUCUCUUCUUCUCUCCGUGUGUGCAUCUGCAAUAAUGUAGAGCAGGGCAAUCUGCACGCUUGUUGUGAUGGCGGCUGUGUUGUGUUGUUGUAAAUCUUGCUUCCUUCGCUUCUGUCUGUGCUAAUACUCCCUUAGUAUGCUGUGUGAUGCUCUGAUUAUAUUGUAGAACAAUGACGCUGGCUUUGCAUUUGCAUUGCAGCUGUAGUAGUGGUUCAGACACCGCCGCCCGGCAUGAUCCUGUUCUUCAUGCCCGGGCUGCUCCUCCUCUUGUGGUUGAGAGUGUGAGUCCUUGGCUUGAUGCUUUGCUCGGCCUCCCGGCGCCACGUCGUGAGCGCUCGGUGAUUCGUUCUGUGUGGUUGGGGUCUCGGCUUGAUGGCGGCCGAUGUAACUUGUUUGCCUCAUGUUUGUGCUGUGAACCCUGUCCUGUUUCGUGCUU
Messenger RNA from Panicum virgatum (switchgrass), 1656 nucleotides. Its product is annotated as nitrile-specifier protein 5-like. Gene Ontology annotation, cellular component: cytosol; nucleus. The record is from RefSeq and is a predicted model, not a curated record. Gene Ontology annotation, biological process: nitrile biosynthetic process. Bases 182 to 1180 code for a protein of 332 amino acids. Gene Ontology annotation, molecular function: protein binding; enzyme regulator activity. The transcript is spliced from 2 exons. Lineage: Eukaryota; Viridiplantae; Streptophyta; Magnoliopsida; Poales; Poaceae.